AUGCCUCUCGAUAUCGAAGAAAUUUUACGGAAGAAGAAGGCCGCGGAUGCCGUAGCCUCAAAGCCAAGAUUUAUCCCCAAGGCCGAGCGAGACCGGCUAGCAGCUGAAAAGGCGAAGAAGGAAGAAGACGACAAGAAGCGCAAAGCUUCCGAAGACUCACAACGGCGACAAGAGGAGGAGCAGAAAUGGACCGGCAAAUCAAACGGAGCAUCAAGACCUAACGAUUACCCUUCGAAUGGAUCCUCCCGCGUACCGACAGGCCCCAAGGCUAUGAACCAUGAGAACGGCCGAGAAAGAUUCGCAGACGGUGAUCGCGAUCGCGACCAGGGACGCGGACGAGGAAAGGGACGAGACGCUAGGAAAGGAGACAAGCCUGGUGCCGAUAAGAAAUCAGCAGAGGACAUAGAGGCGACUCUCCUUCGAUCACGAUACUUGGGCCCCCAAGUGAAUCAACAAUCCAACUUCUCAGCCAAGAAGAAGCGAAUGCGCACAACGGAGAAGAAGUUCAACUUCGAAUGGGACGCCGAUGAAGAUACGUCACGCGACAACGACCCUCUAUACACCCAGCGGGUCUUUAAUCAUGGAGGAUCUUUUGCUGGUGUUGGCGGCGAAUUCGACGAUGAGGCUGAGGAACGAGCACGCAAGAGAGCGAGGAUGAUUGAGCAGAGAGAUCCAGAGAACGGAAAAGAGCGAGCGCAAGGUAUCAUGGAAGACUUCUUUCGGGCACGCGACAAGGCGAGGCAACGAGCGGACCGAACAGGACUGGGUAAGCGUUGGACCGAAAAGACUCUGGAGGAUAUGCGCGAGCGAGAUUGGCGCAUCUUCAAGGAAGACUUUGGUAUCGCUACAAAGGGAGGCAUGAUCCCCAACCCCAUGCGUAGCUGGCAAGAGUCGAAUCUCCCUAAGCGUCUACUUAGCAUCGUGGACGACGUUGGUUACAAAGAGCCCUCGCCUAUUCAACGAGCUGCCAUACCUAUCGCUCUCCAAGCUCGCGAUCUUAUCGGUGUAGCCGUUACCGGUUCCGGAAAAACAGCUGCUUUCCUAUUGCCAUUACUGGUCUAUAUUUCUGAUCUACCGCCUUUGGAUGAAACCAACAGGCACGAUGGUCCCUAUGCCCUCAUCAUAGCACCCACUCGAGAACUGGUUCAGCAGAUCGAAACUGAAGCCAAGAAAUUUGCUACUCCCCUCGGUUUCCGUGUUGUGAGUAUCGUCGGUGGUCAUCUUAUCGAAGAGCAGGCAUACAACCUGCGCAAUGGUGCGGAGAUUGUCGUUGCUACGCCUGGUCGUCUUGUUGAUUGUAUCGAGCGUAGACUGCUCGUGCUUGGACAAUGUUGCUACGUCAUCAUGGAUGAGGCAGAUCGUAUGAUUGAUCUUGGUUUCGAAGAGUCUGUCAACAAGAUUCUUGACGCACUUCCAGUUAGUAACGAGAAGCCUGACACGGAGGACGCCGAAGACGCCUCAAAGAUGCAGCGUUACUUGGGUGGAAGGGAUCGUUACAGACAAACUAUGAUGUACACAGCUACUAUGCCGCCCGUCGUGGAGAGGAUCGCAAAGAAAUACCUCCGUCGUCCAGCCAUUGUCACUAUCGGUAAUGCAGGCGAGGCUGUCGACACAGUCGAGCAGCGCGUUGAGUUUAUCUCGGGCGAAGACCGUCGCAAGAAGCGACUCCAGGAGAUUCUUUCCUCAGAUGCCUUCGCGCCGCCCAUCAUUGUAUUUGUCAACAUCAAGCGUAACUGUGACGCUGUUGCUCGUGAUAUCAAGCAAAUGGGCUGGUCCGCUGUCACACUGCACGGUUCCAAGACUCAGGAGCAGCGAGAGGCUGCACUCGCCUCAGUACGCGCCGGCACCACGCAAGUCCUUGUUGCAACCGAUCUUGCUGGUCGUGGUAUCGAUGUACCCGACGUCUCGCUCGUCGUCAACUUCAACAUGGCCACCAGCAUCGAGAGCUAUACCCAUCGUAUCGGUCGAACAGGUCGUGCUGGAAAGAGUGGUGUGGCCAUCACUUUCUUGGGUCCGGAGGACAACGACACUAUGUACGACCUCAAGCAAAUCCUCAGCAAGAGCUCUAUCUCAAAGGUGCCGGAGGAACUAAGGAGGCACGAGGCUGCCCAGUCAAAGCCGGUGCGUGGAGGCGGGGGUGGAGGAGCCAGGAAGGAUAAGGAAGAUGGGUCAAAAGGAGGCUGGCAGCAUUAA
Molecule: messenger RNA, 2193 nt
Organism: Fusarium sp. VM40
Lineage: Eukaryota; Fungi; Ascomycota; Sordariomycetes; Hypocreales; Nectriaceae
Source: the annotation of a GenBank genome assembly